GGGACUGCCCUGCUGUCACCGAGGCCUGCCCGGCAGCGUCCCAGGGGCGCCCUGGCCGGUUUGGGGUGAGCGGGGCAGCGCGGGAGACGUUCCUGCCCUGCCGCCAUGCCUCCUGGAAAGGGUGGCAGGAAGGAAGCCUUGGUGCUGCAGUGCGAGUGGGAGGUUUGUUCCUACGUGGCCUCGAGGAUGGAGGAGUUCUGUGAGCAUGUGGCCCAGCACUUGCAGCAGCACCUUCCCAGGGAAAACCGGGACAAGGUGGACCCUCUCGAGGAAUACGCAUGUCUGUGGCAGGAAUGUGGUUUCUGUUCGCCAGAAAGCUCAGCUGACCUCAUCCACCACGUCUAUUUCCACUGCUACCACACCAAGCUGAAGCAGUGGGGGCUCCGGGCUCUGCAGAGCCAGUCAGACGUGAGCUACUGCCAGCUGGAUUUCCAGAGCCGCAAUAUCAUCCCUGAGAUCCAGGAUAACUUCCUAUGUCUGUGGGAGUACUGUGAGAGGUCGUUCGAUAAUCCUGAGUGGUUCUAUCGGCAUGUGGAGGAUCACAGUUUCUGUUCUGAGUACAAAGCAGCAGGGAAGGAGAACCGUGUGGUCCUUUGUGGCUGGAAAGACUGUGAUUGCACCUUCAAAGGGCGCUGCAAGCUGCGGGAGCACCUGCGCAGCCACACGCAGGAGAAGGUGGUGGCCUGUCCUACCUGCGGGGGGAUGUUUGCCAACAACACCAAGUUCUUUGACCACAUCCGUCGGCAGACCGCACUGGACCAGCAGAGGUUUCAGUGUUCUCACUGCUCCAAGAGGUUUGCCACAGAGAGGCUGCUCCGUGACCACAUGAGAAACCACGUGAACCAUUACAAGUGCCCCCUGUGUGACAUGACCUGCCCGCUGCCCUCCUCCCUGCGCAAUCAUAUUCGUUUCCGGCACAGUGAGGAGCGGCCGUUCAAGUGUGACUACUGUGACUACAGCUGCAAGAAUCUCAUUGACUUGAGGAAACAUCUGGACACACACAGCAAAGAGCCAGCCUAUCGCUGCGAGUUUGAGGCUUGCAGCUUCACCGCACGCUCCCUCUGCUCCAUCAAACUGCACUACCGGAAAGUCCAUGAGGGUGACUCAGAGCCCCGGUACAAGUGCCACGUCUGUGACAAGUGCUUCACACGUGGGAACAACCUCACUGUGCACCUCAGGAAGAAACACCAGUUCAAAUGGCCCUCGGGGCAUCCUCGCUUCAGGUACAAAGAACAUGAGGAUGGCUACAUGAGGCUGCAGCUGGUGCGCUAUGAGAGCGUGGAGCUGACAGAGCAGCUACUGAAGGACCGUGAGAAGCAGGGAGAGGCCCUCGAUGGCUCGGCUGAGUGUGUGGUGCUGUCUGAGGGUGAGGGCAACCUGCAGGCCAUUGUUCUGGAGGCCCCAGCAGGGGCUCCCUCAGUGGAGAACAGUGACACUGAGCUGCAAGUGGCCCAGCUGCACCCUGCAGCCUACUCUAGUGGCAACCCUGAGACAGCAGGGCCGAGUGCCUUCGUCGGAGCAGCGCUGUCCUUGGAGCAAGAACCCAGCACCCCAACCAACCCCAUCAUCCGUGUGAUGAACUGGACCAACGAGCUUGGGGAGAGUGAGACUGUUUAUUGUGUCAUAGCUGGUGAGGAGGAGCGGGCCGCGGUGCCUAGUGGGCUGGCUAUGGAGCUGGAGGAGAAUGUCAUGGACCGUCUGCAGAAGACAGCUGAGGAGCUGGGCAUCCAGAUUGUGUGAGGUGCUCAUCUGCCUCCCUGCGUAUGGAAAACACAGGCCUCUGUGGGAUGUGCUGGUGUGAUCUGGUUGUGAUGUGCUGGGGAAGAGGGCUGACCGGGUCUCUUCCCACGUGCAGCUGGCUAGCUUCCUUCUCUGUUGCUCCAGCCUCACUGGCUGCCAGUUCUGGUCUGUGUGGGGAGGUGGAAGGGGCUGGUCUCAGCUGCCAGACAAGAGAUUUGAGCUGAAAGAGCUGUCUCCCUCUUUUAGGGAUUAGGGGCAAGCCUCUCCCACCCUUCCACAAGGUUCAGUCUUUGCCUGGCCCAGGCCUUUUCUGCCUGGUUGCUCACUGGUGAUGUGGUCCCUGCUGCUGUGUAGCCACGCUGUCAGGUCUUCCUGAGCCUGGUCUUCAGUCAGGACCUCCCCGAGCAGGGAGCUGUGCUGAGCAGACGCGGCAGGUGAGACCUGUGGCCCUCAGGCCUGUUCUCCCCCAUACCUUGUUCCCCAAGGGGUGGCUUGCUCCACUUCUGCCUCUGUCAGCAUUUCCCUUCAGGAUGUCUCCUAACUCACUCAGCCAGUGCUGUUAACAGCAUUUGCACUGCUGAUCCCCAUAUACUGCAUUGAUCUUGUGAGAGGAGAGGGUUGGAGGUGCUACAGGCUACUGCUUCCCUGCAGCACUGGGGGUUUGGGGGCUUCCCAAUGCUUUUGUUCUUCCCUGAGUUUCCUCCCCACAUUGGGGUUUGGGCUCCUGACCAGGCAAAGUGUACUUGGGAGUGACUAAUAAAAAGCCAGAA
Struthio camelus australis is the source of this 2510-nucleotide messenger RNA. It is a transcript of the gene HINFP, whose product is annotated as histone H4 transcription factor. The record is from RefSeq and is a predicted model, not a curated record. Lineage: Eukaryota; Metazoa; Chordata; Aves; Struthioniformes; Struthionidae.